CUUUUCGUAAUAGGGUGUCUCCACAUCUACAACAAAUAAGCACCGGUUUUGUAAACAACGAAUGUUCACUUACAGCAGUAUUCAUAGCAGGGGCCACCAAGAUCCGCUUCCUCCUCAGCUCUCCCCCAGAAGCUGCCUGUUCUACAAGCCCACUAGCAUCCCAAGCCCUCACCACACUCGUAAGCAGAUUAUCUGCCAUGCCACCCACAACCUUCGCCAUGGUAUUUGCACUCAGGGGCGCAAUGACCAAAAUAUCCGCCCAUCGUCUGAGUUCGAUGUGUAGAACUCCUCCACCCCGUUUCCAAGGAUGUACCCACUCGUCUUUGUCUAGGAAAAUGCCAUCGACGUUUGGGAUAUCGCGGAGGGAUUGGAGGGUUGGUUGUUCAGAGCUUUGACCAGCUAGAAAGUUGGUGGCUGAAUUUGUGAGGAUGAGGAGGAUGGAGAGGGAUGGAUGGUGGGAGAGAGCUUGGAGGAUGAGAGGGAUUUUUAUGGUUGCUACGGAGCCUGAUGCUGCAAGGAGGAGAUGCUUCUUUCCAUCGUUAUGGGUGGCUGCUGUGAAUGGUGGAUUUUGGGUGAGAGUUUGUUCCAUUUUAGUUUUUACUCCAAAGGAACAAGAGGAGGGGAAUUCAAGGUGGAUGUUGAAGAAUCAUUUUUCCUGAUGAAAAGUUGUGAAGUCUGGAGAAGAGGGGAGAAACAAUGAGGUCAGUCGGGUAUUUUUCGGAUAUUCAGCCUUGCAAUUACAAAUUGCUGAUUGGUCAGCUUACAAUUACCAACAACCUGGUCGGCCUCGCAUCAUUGCGCAUUUGCAUUUUGAAGGUUGGAGGCAGAAGCUAUCUCUAGCUUCACCUUUGAAUUCCUGUACAAUAACAAUACCCAACAACCCUCCAAAAUGUUGACAAGACCACUCUUCUCGUCGGUAAGUUAAUACCUGUUCCUCUAUCAUCAAAAAAACUAAUAAAACAACAGGCAUUCCGACUCGCCUCCCGACCAGUUCGAUCUACCCCAUUAACAGCCUCCAAAUUCCAAGUCCAACCCUCAAUUUCGCCACUCCUCUCACGCUUUCUCUCAACUGAAACCAGAGCCGCAAUUGAUAAAGCUGUCUCCAUGACCCCAGUUGUUCUCUUCAUGAAGGGUACACCUGAAAUGCCCGCUUGUGGAUUCUCAAAGGCGACGAUACAAGUUCUUGGCUUGCAGGGCGUGGAUCCAAAUAAGUUUACUGCUUUCAAUGUUUUGGAGGAUGAUGAUUUGAGAGCUGGUAUGUCUUUUCAUUACUCAGAGAAAGAACAUCUGCCACGCCUUACAUAUCUGCCGCGCUUUAUGAUCUUCUAUCAAAAUGGAUUUAGAAUUGGCUACGCUUUCAAAAAUAUAACCGCUAAUACUCAACACAGGAAUCAAAGAAUACUCUGAAUGGCCAACAAUCCCACAACUCUACGUCAACAAAGAAUUCGUUGGAGGCUGCGAUAUCAUCGUCCAGAUGUAUAAGAGCGGAGAGUUGGCAAAGAUGCUGGAGGAGAAGAACGUUCUUGUCCCUCUUGAAGAGGGCGGCGAGAGUAAAUAAGUUAGAUACCUACACCUAUACCUACACCCGCGACGAAGAAUACCAACGACGAAGACGUUGUAGGAUACGAAGAAAACAUAAUGAAUGUAAAACAUUACGAACACACUCAAAUCCUGAGACUGCAGCUGGACUAGAGUGGUGUAUGUGACUUCAGUGGCAAGAAAAGUUUUUUUGUCAAAGAAGGAAAGGUUCGAUGGUAAGUUCAUUCCAGAUGGUAUCUAAGUGCAGUCUACUUCUACACGAAACUUCCAAACACAUCUACUACUCUCACCACAAUCAUCGCCUUUUCCAACCCAAACACAACCACAUCAACUCCCACAACUUACUCCUAACUCAACAACCUCUUCUCCCUCACAUCUCCACACAACACCUCCCUUUCUC
Molecule: messenger RNA, 1939 nt
Organism: Hymenoscyphus albidus
Lineage: Eukaryota; Fungi; Ascomycota; Leotiomycetes; Helotiales; Helotiaceae
Source: the annotation of a GenBank genome assembly